Molecule: messenger RNA, 240 nt
Organism: Chaetomium strumarium
Lineage: Eukaryota; Fungi; Ascomycota; Sordariomycetes; Sordariales; Chaetomiaceae
Exons: 2
Coding region: 1-240 (79 amino acids)
Biological process (GO): DNA-templated transcription
Cellular component (GO): RNA polymerase III complex; RNA polymerase II, core complex; RNA polymerase I complex
Molecular function (GO): zinc ion binding; DNA binding
Source: RefSeq, a predicted model, not a curated record
AUGUCGCGCGAACAGUACCAAGUCCCCAGCGGCUCCCCUACCACCGAUGGCAGCGCCUUCAAGGUCGCCACGCGCGACUACGUCGGCGGGAGCGGUGACAACACCAUGCACUACCUCUGUGGCGACUGCGCCGCGCGGGUGCCACUAGACAAGGGCGCGCCGAUCCGCUGCCAAAGGUGUGGCGGUCGCGUACUGUACAAAGAGCGGACUAAGCGGAUGGUUCAGUUCGAGGCGCGGUAG